Messenger RNA from Syzygium oleosum, 948 nucleotides. RefSeq lists its product as uncharacterized. Lineage: Eukaryota; Viridiplantae; Streptophyta; Magnoliopsida; Myrtales; Myrtaceae. The transcript has 4 exons. The record is from RefSeq and is a predicted model, not a curated record. Bases 216 to 788 code for a protein of 190 amino acids.
AGAGAAAUAAAACGGACUUUUGACCUCCGAAUGCGACUUCGAUCUUCCUCUUCUCCUCCAGAUUCCGCGUUCUCGAAUUCCGAUCUCGAUCCGGCGAUCCGACGGGAUCGCGAUCGCGCAUGAAUCGCCGUCGCCGGUGAGGGGAUCCGAUCGACGACGACGACGACGGGGCCGGUCCAGCGGGGGAAUCCCGGCCGAUCGCGGCGGCGGCGGCGAUGGAGAGCAGAUCCGGCGUGACGAUGAAGGUGAGAUUCGACGGCUCGGCAGCUCACGGCAGGAAGAUCGAGAGCUCCUCGAGCCGAGACUCCAUCGCCUCGAAGCACAAAUCCGCCUCGGCCGUGGUGAAAACCGAGGUGAAGUCUAAGACGACGCCGAGCUCAUCAAAGACCGCGACGACGAGAACGACGACCACUAAAGUGAGAGAGAAGAAAGUGUUCAGUUUGGCCGGCCAGAAGUUUGAUCCUCCUGAAGAGAGAGAACCCUUGAGGAUAUUUUACGAGUCGUUGUCAAAACAAAUCCCAACGAGCGAAAUGGCAGAGUUCUGGAUGAUGGAACAUGGCUUGUUGUCCCCUGAAAGAGCAAAAAGAGCAUAUGAGAAGAAACAGAAGAAGCAAAAGCAAAUACGCACAGGAACCCCCAUUAAGUCACCAUAUACACCUAGCAAACCCGAGAGUUCACAGAAACAGCAAGCCUCAAAAAAUGGCGACUUAAAGGCCAAGAGAAGAAUUAUCCAGGACAGUGAUGACGACGACAACUUCAUUUUAAGUCAUAGGAGAAGGAAAGUUUAGGAGAUACCAUAAAAUGUUUGUUUAGACAUUGCUUCAUUUACUUAUAAGAACACGAGACUGCAAAGCAGGGGUAGUGAGUGAAGCAAUCGAUGUUGCAAGAAAAAGUACAUUCUUUUUUAACUUAUGAGGACAAUAGACAAUAAAAUGAAAACUUGGAUAC